GGCAUCAUUGACAUGGUGCCAAAACGCGCGCGCGCCUCGCUUCCAAACAUCACGUGGAAUUUGAUGUAUAUAAACAAAGAAGAAGGGUUUCUCAAAGAAACUUAAUUUUCAUUUCAACAUCGGAGAAAUUAGUGUGGACCGUAGGUCUCGUGCAAAUCGAUGACGUCACAUAUUCGUCCUCUAAGUGCAUGUUUAGAGCGGUGGAAUAUAGGUAGUAAUAUGGAAGCGGUCGGGCUUCUACCUACGCCAGUUCCGUCAACUAACUCUCCGGAACCGACCACCCAACGCAGCAUCGUGGAGCAGUUACUGGACAAAAAGUUGGCGGAGGGCGAUUUCUGGUACGUGGUCGUCGCUGAGUGGUUGGAACAUCUUAAAAAGUACCUGGGAAUCGCCUCAACAAGAAAGUAUUAUCAAAAUAAAGCCGCAUCACCGCCUGGACCAAUCCACACUCGCCGUGAUUACGCGCAUACAGUGGACUUUUUACACGAAGAUGCCUGGCGUAUGUUGGUGAGCUGGUACGGCCUGGCCGAAGGUCAUAAACCAAUGAAACUUGUGGUGUUUGGAUACAAGAGAGGAGCGGAAAUCGAACACAAUUUGAACUCUUUCAAGGUUAUGUUAUCUACUUCGCCGGCUGAAGAUUUCCAUAACGUGAGAUUUAGCAAAAUGGAAAGAGCCGGUCACAUUGAGUGGAAAGUCCGAGAACUUUACAGAACGCCAAAUUCACAACAAACGAGAUUGUGGGCCAAGGCAGAUGUGGACAGUGAUUGGCAGCCUGUGUUACAUCGCGACAGAUCCAUGGGAAAAAUACUAGGAGUAGAUUCCGAUUUCACGCGACCAAUCGUCGCUAUGGAAGUGUGUAGUAGAGAAGGGGGGUGGAAGUCGCCACCCGAAGGCGUAGAGCCAACCAAUGAACUACCCUUUGGUCCGCUUUACGAACAUUCGAUUUUUGAUGACGUCACAACUGCUUGGGAAAUUGACAUUCAUGAUCAGAUUGAACAGAUCGGUAAAAAUUUCAUUGAAAAAUUACACGGAAGUUUCAGUGGAUUUGUCCACAAAUCAAAGGAAUAUGUUGAAGAAAGGGAGGGGCAUUUACGGGAAAGAGAGCGUGAGAUGUACGAGCGGGAAUCCGUGACGGAUAAAUUGACUGGUCGUCUGCAAGACAAGGAACGUCGUCUGAACGAGGAGCUGGAAACGUGUGAAACAAAGACGCGGGAAUUUGAAUCCCGGCGACUGCAACUGGAGAAGGAAUUUUUGGAGAAGGUUGAAAAAGUUGAGAAAAAUUUGGAAGAAAGAACAACUGAAUUAGAAAAACAGAAAACGCAAUUGGAGAAAGAAAAGAAUAAUUUUGAGGAAGAAAUGAAGAAAAUGUCAGAGUUGCACAAAAUACGAGACAGUCGAAUCAAAUUAGACAUAGGUGGUCAUCAGUUUACUACAUCAUUACUCAGUUUAACACGUGACCCGGCCUCCAUGCUGUCCGCCAUGUUUAGUGGGCGGCACGAUAUAAAGAAAGAAACAGACGGUAGUUAUUUCAUUGAUAGAGAUGGCACUCAUUUCCGAUAUAUAUUAAAUUAUCUGCGUGAUGGUGGAAUCAAAGAGGGAACACUACCCAAUUGUGAAAACAUAUGGAGGGAACUACUUACCGAAGCGGAAUAUUACCAGUUAAACGAACUCGCUGAAUAUCUGAAUGCGCUCCUUUUCUGUAAAACAUCACCAGAUGGCGACACUUUCGUAUAGGCUAAAACGCACAAUUUUGAUUGAUAAAGGACAUCCUCAAAUAAAAAUCAUUUCCAUAGACUAUUUGAAAUAUAAACUCUGCAAUUUCAACUACGGACACCGUUGAUGGUAAUAUUUUCCUAUUUUUAGUCAAAUAUUAAAAUUGAAGGCAAUUUUAGUUGCUUUCGUUUGUGAUCGUCCUCGAUUUUGUUAGGCCUAUAUUUUCCCCAAAAUGUAUGUUUUACUGAACUUUUCGGCAUUUGAAAUAACCUGUGUUGAACUCAGAAAUAUUUCGAUUUGAAUGUGCUUUCAUGUGUAUUCUUGUCAAUGUGCAGUUUAAACUGUGUGCGGAUUUGGGAUUGAAGUGGCUUGCUUUGUUAAAGGGAGACAACUCCAGUUUUGAGAAAUUAAACUAUGCAAUUUAAAAUACAGUGAUUUGUCCAUUAAAGAAAACUGUAUUUGCAAUGGAUAUAUUAUAUUUUAAACACUUGCGGUUACCGAUUGCAGUCUGGUGAUUCGUGUAGUUGGCUUGAAUUAAGCAUUGUCCAUAUAUGCAAGCCUAGAAUUUCACCCGUUCCUCUCUCCGCUCUGCCCCAAUUAGAAGUAAUAUUAUUAUUACGACCAUGGGUUACGAAUUACGAUACUGUAAAUAUAAUAUGAUAUUUAUAUAGGCCCAUGUUUGUUUAUAUAGGCCUAUUUGUGUGUAUAUUUUUGUAUAUUGGAGAAUAAUUGUGAUAUACGAUAUAUUUUAUAGAUGUAUAUAUAGAAUAUUGUUAUUUAUAGAAAACAGAGAUAUUGCAUACAAUUAAUGAGAAAUAGAAUUCAAUGUAACUAUAAUGAAAACACUUAAAGGGCCUUUAUGGGAGAUAAGAUAAAAAGUUGUCAGUUCUCGCUAUAAUAGUACGUAAAUAGAAUAUGCUGAAAAUUUCAGUCAAAUUGCCCCACUCUGAAACGAGAUAUUAGCGGUUGAAUUUUAGGCCUAGCCUCGAUCAUCAUUACUAAAGUCGCUACGAUAAGAAAACAAAGUCUCGAUUAUCCAAUUUUACGUUUAAUUAUUUUUUUAAAAAUGUAUCCCAAUCCGCUAAAUAUCCCAGGCUGGGAUGGUAUCGAGAGUUGAUUUUGGUCUGGAUAAGUUAAUCAAUGUCUAAUUAAUAAUUUAGAUAACAUUUCAGGCCUAAAGAAAGACUUGCAAUAGACAGAUUUACCUCUUGUAUAAUGUAUGUUUAAUGAAGUAAUUAAAAUGUUGAAUUAACA
This is a messenger RNA of Patella vulgata (common limpet), 2967 nucleotides long. RefSeq lists its product as uncharacterized. The record is from RefSeq and is a predicted model, not a curated record. Lineage: Eukaryota; Metazoa; Mollusca; Gastropoda; Patellidae. The transcript is spliced from 3 exons. Bases 160 to 1734 code for a protein of 524 amino acids. Gene Ontology annotation, biological process: protein homooligomerization. Gene Ontology annotation, molecular function: protein binding; cysteine-type deubiquitinase activity.